GUGACUGAAAAACAAUACCUCCGCAUUUGCUAAAACGGAGGUAAUAAUCCUUUCUACUAUAGGCACAAAGCAUGACAUCUCGGGGGAGGUGGCUAAUCGAUUAUAUCGACUCCGAAAGGAUGAGAGGCAAAUUCGAACUCAAAAUGUAACCACGAGCGAAAUAUCGCUAAGCAUUUCGUCCAGGGCGCUAACGAUUCUGCCAAUAAAAUCAUACUGGUGUCGAUUAAAUUUUCCCCCGACGAAUAAAGGACAAUUUCUCAUAGGCGAAGGACAAAGAAAAAGAUAUUACGAAAAAUCAAAACAAAAAACUGUUCCCCUCUCUCACACACAAUCGUAUAUUAUGAUAGUGAGCGUUCAAUUGUUCGAUCAACUAAACUACACACUUAUUAAAAUUGCACGUAAAAAGUUGAGUAUUUUACCGGGACGUGUACCCUUAACGUAACUCUUGAGCAGAAACAAAAUAGCAGUGAGCGAUAAGAUCGCACCUUUAGAUUACUUUUGACAGUUUCUGUCUACCCAAUUUCAUUCACAAAGUCUGGGCUAAAGAUACUUGCCCAAGACUUCACGGUAGGAUCGAACCUGAAGCCUAGUGAUUGAAAACCGGAGCUUCUUAAUCAUUCAACCACGCUGCAUUAACUAACUACAAUACAUUUUCUACUGACUUGAUUAUUUUCACUUCACGUUUUAUUGAUUUUUUUUUUUUUUUGCAUAGGCGCAAGGCCUGAACAAACUUAACAUUAAAUGAAAGCACAUACUUUGAAAAUGUAACUGGUUUCAAUUUUAACCUUUGUUCUGGUGACCUAGUUGCGUGAACCAACCAAGACAUAAAUUAAGAAGGACUGUAUAUAGACAGUGAUGCUGUUUUCACAGGUAGCAGAUGAGUAGCUUUCCGCUAGAAAGUCACACGGACUCUUUGAGCAGAGGGAUAAACGCAUUUUUAGCAGUGUUAUACUUCUGUCGCCCUUCUCCCACUGUUUUUUCUUCUUUUUCUUAACUUCAUACAAACAACCCCGAAAGGAAAGUUCGCAGGAGUCAAAAAGUAGUAAAUUACAAAAUUUGGAAGAAUGAAAAAAAGAAAAUGCAAGCACUAAAGUAGAUAUCAAUAUAAAAACUCAACAUCUUUUAGCAGAUACAGUCCAAGUAUUUCCAAGAGGCCUUGCAGUAUAAUUUGAUUCCUCAUCAUUAGACUAUUCAACAUGUUGAUCCAAAGAAUUAUCAAAAACUAUGAAUACCUGCAUCACAGACUGUUGCGGAUAUCCAUUAUUCUAAAUCUCUUGGUGCAGAUGCUUGUUGUCAACUACCAGUUGGUAUAUUACAAAGAAACACCGACAUAUUGGUGUCUGCUGAUAGCAGAUAGUAUAUACUUAGCUCUGUUUAUUGUUCAUAUUCACUUUACCUAUAAAAAACAUUUUGAAGGCUAUGAGUUACCAAAUCAUGAGUUUAAACAAAAUUUUCCCUUUGGACCACUCACUUGGGUGAUUUAUGCAAUGGUUUUAUCAAGUAAACUGAUAGUGGUUUUCACUUCCUUUGCAGCAGAGAUGGAAGAUGAAACUGGAAUCUAUAGUGCAAAUGCACUGAGAGCUAUGUUUGGUCUGACAGCAGUUGUAUUCUUCUUGCUGCUGAUGUCUCACGUACAUCACACUACACCUGAUAGACUGAAAACAUUUAUAUAUACAGUUGGAGCUACAGUGCCUAUAGAUUUAUUAGAUACAAUGGAUAUUAUGGAGUUAUUGUAUGAAGAAGAAAAAACAAGACGAAUAUCAGAAGGUAUGGUAUAUAUGAUAUUGGUGAUAAUCGUUGUCAAUCUAAUGAUACCAAUGUUCCCAUGUACCAUUCUCUAUAUUCAAGAGUUUGGAAGUAAACAUAUUUUUGUACAUUUAAUGAUUGCGCAAAAAGUGGUCCAAAUUUUUAUCAUUAACUUACUGUUCAUGUCCAUUCGACUGAUUCUGUGGCAACAAUUUGGUGAAGGAUUUUCAGCUUUCAUUAUUAAAAAUAUCUUAGUUAUGGGAAUAUUAUCAUAUGAUCUGUUUCGUAUUUGUAAAGAAAAGGCAGAGGAUGAACAGAGGGAAGAACCAGUAGUUAAUUACAAAGAAGGAGAAGUCCAUAUGUAAUCUCUGCCCAUCACUAAGUAUAUUUCAUUGAUUGCUUGCUUUCAAACAGAAAAAGCUUGAUUUUCCUUCUUGAAAAAGAAUUAUCUGUGACUGUUAUUUUAAAUUGCCUGCUUUCUUAAUAAUAUGCGUUACUUAGAUAUAUCCUCUUUCUCCAUUAAAAGUCUCAAACAAAAAAAUCUAUCAUUCAUACACAUGAAAUCACACAAACAAGAUACUAAGGUGUCAUGAUUGAAAGCGAGUUACUUUAAAUGUGUCCUCCUUUAAAUAACUUCACGUCUCAUAAUACUUUCACCAUGUAAGUAAUUGAAUUAAUGUUUGGUGUUCUGGGUUGAAGAGUAAAAGAAAUCUGUAACUUGGAUUUAAACCAGCCAUUUCUGGCCAAAAUAUUCUACUUGUUUUAUGUUCAAACUGGUCACCUACUUUACAAUAUCAUUCUGAAAAUUAACAAUUACUUCAUCAAAAUUUCAAAGCUACAAGAUAAUGCAUGAUUAGUUCAAAAGAAUGUGAAUAAAUAAACCUUCCCUUUGACAGAAUAUUGUGAAUGCUAAAUGGUUAAAGAACUACUGCAAGAUGAGAUAUUGAAAACAAAGAUACACAUGACUCAACAAGAAUUGAAUUGGCACCUUUCAUAAUAACACAGAAAAGAAAUGUUAACCAGGAAGAUACAGUUAGGCAUCUACUUCAUGAAUAUAAACAGAGAAAGUAAUAUGAGAGCUAUAAAUUACUUGUGACAUUGCAAUAGAAAAUUCAUCUUAUGCAAAUAUAAAAGACAUUAUUAGUGUUGCUGUUCCAAAAUAACAGUACCACAAUAAUUUCCUAAAAUGAUUGGAGAAGAGAAUCGUAUAAAAAGCUACUCAUGGGAAUGACUGCCUCUGCUGGAAAAAAACCCCAAAGAUAUCAGAGUGGCAAUGAAUAAUGCAACCAGAGUUUUAAAUAUAAGGAAUACUAGCAGGAAUACUGCUGCUAUCUUAUGAGAUAGUGAAGAGAAUAUAAAUUGUUGCAAAGGGAUCUGACAAAAAUGCUAUAUCUGAAGCUAAGGAGGAGAAUUGCAAAUUAUUGCAAAAUUGCAGUUACUGUACAAUUACUGAAAUCAAUGUCUAAAUUCAUGUUGAUGCUAAAGAAGAGAAUCAUAAUUUUUCAUGUAGCAAAAAAAAAAGACAAAGGAAAAACUUUCAAAGAUUUUAAGUGUUACUGAAACAUUAUAAACCAACAGUUGGGAAGGAAAAAAUGAAAUAUGAUUCUCAAGUGACUUCUUCCUCUUCUUCACACACAUCUCAUCAUUAUCCAUUACACAAAGAUUUGUAUGCCACUACCCUAUAAAAUAUAACCCUUUGAAAAUGUAUUGCUGAAUACUCAUAUAUCAAAUAACAUUGCCAUGAUAUCUCAAAACAAAUAUUAACAUAUAGUUCGUGAUUGGAUUUUACAUACAGCUUCCAAAGAUUUCAACACAUUUCAGUAACUUUCCCAAAAUGUUUAACAAAUAACUAAUGUAGUUUUAAUUAGAUGUCCUUGAAAUUAGUUUACACUGUGAUAAACUUGCAUGUUCAGAUAAUCAUAAAGGAUUCUGUAACAAAUCUUAUUGUUUUAUAACCCACAAAUAUGGAAAUACACACUGGUUUAGUGAGAAAUACUAAGUCAAACUUCAACAUUAACUGAGCAUAGAAAGAAAGGAGCACGAUACAACUUUGUGUCUUGGAAAACAACAUACAAUCAAAAGAAUUAAACUAUAUGUUUAUCACAGAAUAAACUGACAUUUAAAAGAAAAUGUGGUAUAUCACUGUUAUAUUUACUAUAGACAAUAUUAAUGCAUGGUUGUAAAACAAGUUCAAAUCGUGUUUAUACAGAGAUUUGCUUAAAAUAUAUUUCAAAAUCGCCUUUGAUAUUGCAUGUACACUAAAUCCAUUUACAACUGUAACAAAAGUAUUUGCAGAAGGUGAAUCCUAAGUAAACAAUGGAGAAAGAUUUUCUUUCAGGUUAUUUACUAAAGACUAUGACUUCUUGAAUAAUCAAAGGAUCUAGUUCAUGAGAAGUUUUCAGUCAGAUAAACAUCGAAUCAAUUUUGUAAAAUCAGUUUCUCCUCUACAACCUAUUUAUUAUUUUGGAAAGAAUUUUAUAUUUAUCACAGUUGUUAAAAACACAGAGCCGAAGAUACAGCAGAAAAGAAAUGUGAAUAAUAAAGAAUUUUUGUAAUGCUUCUGAAUUUUGUUUCUGUUCCUCGAGAGUGAGAUAGACUUCACAGAUUAGAGAACAGAAAUAAGAAGAAGAGAUUUAUGUAGUAGCAGAGACAAGUCACUGAGAGUAUAUGGCUGGAUAAAGUGAUGUGCUUGGACUAUAUUGUGGAGUGAAAGAUUGACAAGCAAAUAGAUUGCUUUGUGUUUUUUGUAUUUUUGUUGGGGAAGGGAUGUUAGGUUAGUAACUGUUAAGGCUCAAAAGAGGGACCUUAACCCUGAGCAAAAUGUGAGGUCAUUGCAGGUCAUGUGGUUUAGCAUUAGGAACAUUAUCAUUACAAGUUUUUUUUUUUAUGCUACCAUGUCUCAGAUGAGUCUUCAGUUAACUUCUGAUAUAAGGGUAAAGUAAAUACAAGGUUUCUAGCAGCUACACAGGGUAAACAAUUUGAUAGUAAAUCAACUUAGAUUGUUUAGCAUCUAUUUUCAGCUACACAAACAAUGCUAGCCAUAGCAAAGCCUUAAAGAAUUGUGUUUUGUUGGGCAGAGCAUAAUGUUUCAACUAACAGCGGCUAUCAUUGUAAGUUCACAUACACUGUCUGCCCUGGAUAAAUUCUUAAGUGAAUUUUUAUUUUAGUAUGAUAAACUAUGAUCUUUUUAAUAAAUAAAUAAAAGCA
Molecule: messenger RNA, 4953 nt
Organism: Octopus sinensis (East Asian common octopus)
Lineage: Eukaryota; Metazoa; Mollusca; Cephalopoda; Octopoda; Octopodidae
Exons: 2
Coding region: 1197-2111 (304 amino acids)
Source: RefSeq, a predicted model, not a curated record